UGGGACUCCUGCCUCUGCCUCUGUUUUAAUGGCGCACAUCACCAUAAAUCAGUAUUUGCAGCAAGUACAAGAAGCUAUUGACAGCAGAGAUGGACAGUUCUGUGCAGAAUUGGUAUCGUUUAAACAUCCACAUGUUGCAAACCCAAGGCUACAGCUUCCAUCUCCAGAGGAGAAGUGUCAACAAGUUUUGGAACCACCGUAUGAUGAAAUGUUUGCAGCCCACUUAAGGUGUACUUACGCUGUUGGAAACCAUGACUUUAUAGAAGCAUACAAAUGCCAAACAGUUAUUGUCCAAUCUUUCCUGCGAGCAUUUCAGGCACAUAAAGAGGAAAACUGGGCUUUACCUAUCAUGUAUGCUGUAGCCCUCGAUCUUCGAAUUUUUGCUAAUAAUGCAGAUCAACAGCUAGUGAAGAAAGGGAAAAGCAAAGUUGGUGACAUGUUGGAAAAAGCAGCAGAACUGCUGAUGAGCUGUUUUCGAGUCUGUGCCAGCGACACUCGAGCAGGCAUUGAAGAUUCCAAAAAGUGGGGCAUGUUGUUUCUCGUGAAUCAGCUGUUCAAAAUUUAUUUUAAGAUCAACAAGCUCCAUCUAUGUAAGCCCUUAAUUAGAGCAAUUGACAGCUCAAAUCUGAAGGACGAAUAUAGUAUGGCACAGCGCGUUACAUACAGAUAUUACGUUGGACGCAAAGCCAUGUUUGACAGUGAUUUUAAACAAGCUGAAGAGUAUCUGUCAUUUGCUUUUGAGCACUGCCACCGCUCAAGCCAGAAGAACAAAAGAAUGAUUUUGAUCUACCUGCUACCAGUAAAAAUGUUGUUGGGCCAUAUGCCAACAGUUCAGCUCUUAAAAAAGUAUGACCUUAUGCAGUUUGCUGAAGUAACAAAGGCUGUGAGUGAAGGCAAUCUUCUCCUGCUAAAUGACGCUCUGACAAAGCAUGAAACCUUCUUUAUUCGAUGUGGAAUCUUUCUUAUCCUUGAGAAGCUGAAAAUCAUCACGUACAGAAACCUCUUUAAGAAAGUGUAUUUACUACUCAAAACCCAUCAGCUGUCUCUAGAUGCCUUUCUGUUUGCCCUGAAAUUCAUGCAAGUAGAUGAUGUUGAUAUUGAUGAAGUCCAGUGCAUUUUAGCUAACCUUAUAUAUAUGGGUCACAUUAAAGGAUAUAUAUCUCAUCAGCAUCAAAAGCUUGUGGUCAGUAAGCAGAACCCAUUUCCUCCGCUGUCAACAGUAUGUUGAGUAUUGCAUCUUAUCUGUGCAAGUACUUUUCAGAUACUCAGCUUGCCCAGUGGAGCUGCUCCUAAUUGCCCCAAGAACAUUGUAAAUGACCUGGUUCAUGUCCAGGACUGGAAUACCAGGAACUUUGUGGCUCCUUUCCCAGCAUGACCAAGGCUGCCAGUGUUAACAAAGUGCAUUGGAAUGAAAUGCUAACUUUUCAAUGAUAGUUUCCGCAGGCUUUCUAGAUCAUUCAGAGUAUUUCAUGAAGAAAUAAAGCAUUCCAAAUUCCUUCCAAACUACUUAAAGCUUUUAUAAAGUACUUUGUGUUACUGUUUCUGCUUUUGUCUUUCAGAGAGGAGAAGUAUCAUCCUUUGUUACUUGCAUUAAUCUAUUCUUCAGAGUGGAAAUUGAUGUUUUCUUUCAUGGUUUCCAUUUUUUUUAAGUCUCUUCAAUAACCUAGCUGGUAUUAAAUACUCUCUUCAAGCCUUCUCUUAAAAACUAGAGAAGUCCUUGACACCAAAA
Molecule: messenger RNA, 1729 nt
Organism: Balearica regulorum gibbericeps (East African grey crowned-crane)
Lineage: Eukaryota; Metazoa; Chordata; Aves; Gruiformes; Gruidae
Gene: PCID2
Product: PCI domain containing 2
Biological process (GO): transcription elongation by RNA polymerase II; poly(A)+ mRNA export from nucleus; post-transcriptional tethering of RNA polymerase II gene DNA at nuclear periphery
Cellular component (GO): transcription export complex 2
Molecular function (GO): RNA binding; double-stranded DNA binding
Source: RefSeq, a predicted model, not a curated record